GAUCUAGGUUGUAGAUAAAAAGGACAGCUACCAUCCUUGUACAGCCCCCAUCUUCUUUCAUUUUCCUUGACCUUUUAUACCAUGUCUGUCAACGUUCCUGGCUUCAAAUCUGGCCCUGUCUUUGAGCAAAUCAGGGCGGGCAUCGAGGGACUCCCCGAGGCAGAAAAGAAAAAGACACUCAAGCAGGUUAACGGUGUCUUUGAACUCGUGGUCAAGAACGCCGAGGGCAAGGAACAAAGCUGGACUUUGGAGCUCAAGAACCAAGGCAAGGUCACUGCUGGAAAAGCAGAAGGCAAACCCGAUAUUGUUAUCAAUGUCAGCGACGACACCUUCCAAGACCUUGCCAGUGGGAAAUUGAACGGCCAAAAGGCGUUCAUGUCUGGCAAGUUGAAGGUCAAGGGGAACAUGAUGCUUGCCACCCGACUAGACACUGUCUUGAAGGCUGCAAAGAACGCACCCAAGCCCGCAGCAGCUGCUGCUGCCCCUGCUACCGCCGCCCCUCCCGCCGCUGGUGUGGAGGUUCCUGGCUUCCAGUCGUCGGCCAUCUUCUCCCAAAUCAAGGCCGGCAUUGACGCUGCUCCUCAACAACAACGGGAGGCUGUUGCCAAAAAGGCCAAGGCUGUCUUCCAGUUUGAUGUCAAGAACUCUGAGGGUAAGGUCCAGACCUGGACUCUCAACUUGAAGGACAACCUCGGUGUGGCUACUGGCACUACCGGCGCCAAGCCAGACAUUACCAUUUCCAUUGCUGACAAGGACUUUGUUGACUUGUCGCAAGGAAAGUUGAAUGGGCAAAAGGCGUUCAUGCAAGGCAAGCUCAAGAUCAAGGGCAACAUGAUGCUUGCUACCAAACUCGAUGCCGUCAUGAAGGAUUUCCGUCCGCAGGCAAAAUUGUAGAGUCUUUAUACAUAAUACAUGAAGCAUUUUAUAAUCUACGCUGGAUCAGUCUUUUGUGUAGUCGUAUCCAAAGCAAAUGGAUGCCUUGGACUACAGGCACGUCAUAUUUG
Molecule: messenger RNA, 1004 nt
Organism: Spizellomyces punctatus DAOM BR117
Lineage: Eukaryota; Fungi; Chytridiomycota; Chytridiomycetes; Spizellomycetales; Spizellomycetaceae
Exons: 10
Coding region: 82-894 (270 amino acids)
Cellular component (GO): cytosol
Source: RefSeq, a predicted model, not a curated record